UGAAAUAUACCCAGGGCAUGUUGGCAGCCCAUAGCGUUUGAUAGGUAGCAAAUAGUGCCCAUAUAUUGCCAGGUUAAGUCAUGCCCAAGAAGAAGACCGGUGCACGCAAGAAAGCUGAUAAAAUGAGGGAACGACAGCGGGCCAUCCAGUCGGGAGGGAUCGAGGGACGGAGUUUGAUCGACUUUCCGUGCAACGCACUCAUGACAUGCGACAAGUGCCAGAGACUGCAGAAAAACAGGGCGUUUUGUUACUUCUGUGAUUCAUCACAGAAGCUGCCUAUGUGCGGCCAUUGCGGGAAAACUAAAUGUCAACAGAAAUCGGGUGACUGUAUCGUCAAACACCCAAAUAAGUUUACAGUUGGCAUGGAGAUGGUGGGGGCAAUAUGUGAUCACUGUGAGGCGUGGAUAUGUCAUGGUAAGAAGUGUUUAGAGUCACAUGGGUGUGCCUGUCCCUGUAUUGAUAGCCAGUGUUAUGAGUGUAAACGGACGCUGUGGGAACAUGGUGGCAGGUUGUUUAUUUGCAGUUAUUGUCGGUAUCAUAUCUGCGAGGACGAUCAGAUGGAACACCAGGCAUCGUGCCAGGUUCUUGAUAGCGAGAAUUACAAGUGUGGCAGCUGCAAUAAAGUCGGACAGUUCUCUUGUCUUAGGUGCAAAAUCUGCUUUUGUGACGAUCAUGUCAGACGGAAAGGUGCUAAGGCCGAGAGGAACGUUGCUACGAAAUGUCCAAAAUGUCAGUUUGAAUUACGGGAGACGAAAGACCUGAGUAUGUCUGCACGGAAGUACGAGUUUGGACGUCAGGGUCAGGUGUAUGAUACUGAGGAUGACGGCGGUGGUUUUUAUCAGAACCACGACUUUGGUGGUGGUGGUGGGUUUAGUUUUGGAGGGGUUAAGGCAGAGAGAUGUGAGACGAGUGAGAGUGAGGAAUAUGUGAGCAGUGGGGAGGAGGAGGAGCUGGAGACUGGGGUGGAGAAACUCAGUGUCAGCUAACUUUUGUGGUUUAGUUUUAGAUUUUGAUAAUUUAUUAUGGGGGAACGUCAAUUUUCAGAUAAAUCC
Messenger RNA from Bolinopsis microptera, 1052 nucleotides. RefSeq names its product zinc finger protein 330 homolog. Gene Ontology annotation, molecular function: zinc ion binding. The transcript has a single exon. The coding region runs from base 81 to 986 and encodes 301 amino acids. The record is from RefSeq and is a predicted model, not a curated record. NCBI's taxonomy places the organism in Eukaryota, Metazoa, Ctenophora, Tentaculata, Lobata, Bolinopsidae. Gene Ontology annotation, cellular component: nucleus.